GGGGAGAUUGGUCUAUAACGGGCCCCUCGGUUAAAACGGGCCCCACGAUUGGCACGACACCAAGCGGAUUUUUUCGGUGACUCUGAAUGCAAAUAGAACCAGCUUAGUUUAAUGAAUAUGCAUGAUUGUUUACAUUGCGUUAAUAAUUGACAGGGUCUUGUAAAAACGUGUCGAAUCAAUUAUAUCAAUUUCUCUUGUUUUAUUUGACGUUACGAAAUCACAGACCUACAAGUCAUAUCGUCAUAUCGAGUUACAAGCUUCUUCAAUAAAAUGGGACGGUAUAAAAGAACAACUGAAAGACAAACGUGGUCAGAGACAGGUAUGGUCAAAGCAAUUGAAGCAUUACGUACAAAAACAAUGGGAUUAAAGAAAGCCUGUAAACUUUUCAGCGUACCCCGUUCAACACUUCAGCGGAGGUACAAGUCAAGUCUAGCAAGUGGAGCAGCAGCUGCAAAAAGACUCGGCUCAAGGUGCAAUGUAUUCGAUACGGAAACUGAACUGGAACUUGUUCAGCAUAUAAAAACCAUGGAAAGUAUGCUUUUUGGUUUCACACCUAAGCGCUUACGAAAACUCGCAUAUCAACUAGCGAAAAGUAACAAUAUCCAUGAAAGAUUCAGUUCUGUCAAAGAAGAAGCAGGUCUGGACUGGUAUAGAGGAUUUAUGUCACGACAUCCAGACCUGUCUUUAAGAAUGCCAGAGCCAACUUCUUCGGCACGGGCACAAGGCUUCAACAAAGUUGUUGUUGACCAGUUUUUUGAUUUGCUCACUGAGUUACAGACAAAGCACCACUAUAGUCCAGACAGGGUAUACAACUGUGACGAGACUGGUUUCACAACUGUGCCGAACAGACCUUCCAAGGUGAUAGCAGCAAAAGAGGAGUGAAACAGACUGGGCCUAUCCAAUCAGUUUGUCCAGAAUGUGGAAUCAUGGAAAAAUCUGUCGAGGAUAAGGUGAAGGCGUGUGACUGGAUUUCAUGCAAAACCUGUCUGACAUGGUACCAUGAAUCGUGUGCAGAAGUGAAUGGAGUAUUUGAUGACGAUUACUUUUUAUGUGUUCAAUGUUGUGAGUAGCACCACAUGCUACUCGUUUGAACGUGAACUUUCUAUUGCUAACUGUUCAUCAUGAAUAGAUCUAACUGUAAAACCUAUUCACGAAGCUGCAGAAGUGAAAUGUAUUCAUCGUUAUUAAUAGCUUAAUAGUUAGUUUUUGUGUUGAAA
This is a messenger RNA of Hydra vulgaris (swiftwater hydra), 1217 nucleotides long. NCBI's taxonomy places the organism in Eukaryota, Metazoa, Cnidaria, Hydrozoa, Anthoathecata, Hydridae. The record is from RefSeq and is a predicted model, not a curated record.